AGUCAAUCGCAGAAGUGAUCCUCGAACGACGAAGAAGCACGUGGAAACCCUCUCGCUAUCUCGCCUACUUCAAGCAUCAGCCGUUUUGCGCGCAUGCCUUGUUCGCCUUUCAUCUGCGAUCAACGACGCGGUUUCUCCUGCGUCCUUUGUGGCUGGUCACGCUGGGAGCAGCUCGAAAAAAGAUUGCAGGACUGCUCGUUAGAAUGCCCAUUAAAAUAGAGGCUAGCACUGGAGGACGACAGGAUCCGCUUCAUAUUGAUGUUCUCAUAUUUCUGCACGAGCUACCUCAAGACUUCCUUGUCAACAAGAAAUUGAAAUGAUCACCAUGUUUAAGUUUAUAUCAUAGCGCGCAUUCCAUUUCCAUAUCUAUCAUGUUUCUGCGAACUUGAUACAUCACUUCUGCUCAGAACAAUCAAUCAAACCCAACACUGUAGGACACUAGCUUUCCUUGAGACAAUAUUCUUCCGACUUCCAAGAAAAUAAGCCUCGCCGGCCCUAAUUGAUCGCUGUAUGGGCGAAGCAUUUACUUUUACCUAAGUAAAAAAAUGAUCAUACAGAUACUAUUUGUCAACAUGUCGAUGAACUAUUAACAUGGUUUUGUCGCUGUGCAAACAUAUGUACAACAAGCUCGAACAAGGAAAGAGCAUGUGUGCAAUCCAGCAUUAACAUCAACACUUUGUGUUUGAGCACUUGGCGUAAUCAGCUUCCACCUAGUGAUUUUCGUGUCAGAUCAUCAUUCCACUUUUUAAUGAGUAAUGUUAUUACUUGUACUUUUUUGAAAGGAACGAAGAUGGCGCUGACGCACCACAGGCUAGGGUAAAGGGAAGGUGACGAAGCCACCGCGAGCAUAAACAUCCUCGUGAAUAAAAGUACCAGUAGCAGUACUAGUCCGAAACGGCGACAACACCUUCUCGUCACGUUUUCAGAAGUUGUCUCCCUUCAUCCGUAUCUUCGUUUGUUUGGUUUUAUUUGUAGAAUAUAAAUGUUAAUUAUGUUACAUUACAAGCGUCUGCUUGUGCUUGUGGUUGUGCUUUCGGUUAUUUCAUCUACAUUUAGUUCAGGUUCAUCACUCAAAUCCAAAUGUACUAUGAUAACGUAGGUUCUUGGUACAGCUGCAACAAGUUAAAGUAAGUCCAAGUCGACACAGAUCCACACUGCCCUUGACAAGGAUCCACGACCUAUUCAACAUUCUACUAAGAGUCACGACCACGUCGAUUAUGCACUUGGUUGUAUUUUCUCCAGCACUGUAACAGUAUGAUAAAAUCUUCUGGCACUAUGUAAAUACAAAUACUUACAUACAAGAGGACUCGGACGAAACCACGG
Messenger RNA from Amoebophrya sp. A25, 1323 nucleotides. The record is from the annotation of a GenBank genome assembly. NCBI's taxonomy places the organism in Eukaryota, Dinophyceae, Syndiniales, Amoebophryaceae.